This is a messenger RNA of Pocillopora verrucosa, 663 nucleotides long. Lineage: Eukaryota; Metazoa; Cnidaria; Anthozoa; Scleractinia; Pocilloporidae. The record is from RefSeq and is a predicted model, not a curated record.
CCCACUUUUCAGAUGAUAUCCUUCUAAUAUUUGAGUUUUUUCAGCAAUUGAUCAAAGAAGGAGAGUUUUGUUUCUUCGAUAAUUCCCUCAAUAUUUUCAUAGAAUAUUUUUUUAAAUAGUCAAGAUGUCGGACAGGAAGGCAGUGGUUAAAAAUGCGGACAUGUCCGAGGACAUGCAGGCAGAUGCCAUAGAGUGUGUCACACAAGCCAUGGAAAAGUUCAACAUCGAGAAAGACAUAGCAGCAUACAUCAAGAAAGAGUUUGACAAGAAGUACAACCCUACAUGGCACUGUAUUGUUGGGAGAAACUUUGGUUCCUAUGUCACCCAUGAAACAAAGCAUUUCAUCUACUUUUACCUUGGACAGGUUGCUGUUCUUCUGUUCAAGUCUGGCUGAGAAUAUGAAGCUACCUAAAAGAGAGAUUGUCCUUCAAGGAACAAAGGGACUAAAAUAUAUAUCCUAAAUCUCCGUUGUGUAAAUAUAUUUUCAUUUUUAUUUAAUUUUUUUUUUGUGUUGCAAAUACUAAUAUAAGGAUGUUUGGUGUGAGACAUGACUUUUGAUAUUCCUUUUCCAAAUAUAAGGUUUAACUAAUAUAAUUUUUUAUUUAUAAGUGGAGAGUCCUUAACUUAAAUGAGAAAUAAACUUAUUUAUCAUUCUGUGUGUAA